AUGAAUCCAUUUGUGAGUAAUGGCAAUAAAUUGAGAUGGAGAUUCGAAAAUGUGAAAGAUUUGGAUGAAAAUGGAAAAUAUAGUGAGACAUUCGAAAUUGGACCAACUAAAUGGUUUGUUAUUUGGAUAACUUCGAAAUAACAAAUUUCAUUCGUUUUAGGAAAAUAUUUAUUCGAACAGAACUGGUGGGCACUGUUAAUUAUUUGGCAGUAUUCUCAUAUUAUGCCGGAGAUAAUGAAAACGAAAAACAAUGGAUUUGUCAUACUCAUCGAACAAUAAAAUUGAUAAAUCAAAAUGAAAAUGGAAUUGAUGUAUCUGACACUUUUUCGAUUUGUUAUUCAAAUUCCAGAAAGAUUUGGGAAUGGCCUUAUUUGGAUAAAUGGGAUAAUUCGAUGAAAGAUGGAUAUAUGAAAAAUGAUUCGAUUAUCAUUGACAUUGAUUUAAGCUUCAAAUAUUAUGAUUUUUCGAAGAAUAUUCCAAAUCUGACCGAUAUUAUUCUCAAAGUUGAAGAUAUUGAAUUUCACACAAGCAAGGCGGUUAGUUUUUGAAAUACUUUAAAAAAAAUAUAAAAAUAUUUGCAGAUUUUGUGCAUGCAAUCUGAAUACUUCUAUGAUUUAUUCAUCAACAAAAAUCAUAAAGAGACUGUCAUUGAAAUCAAAAAUGUUGAAUUGAGGGAUUUUCGAUUCUUUUUGGCAUCAUUUUAUCCAUUAUUCGAGAGUGUUGAAAACAAAAACUACGAAAAACUCAUCGAAUUGGCUGAAAAAUACAAAGUUCCAACUUUGCAUAAAAAUUGUGAGCAAUUUUUGUUGAAAUAUGUCAACAUUACAUUGGAAAAGAAAUUGGAAUAUGCUGACAAAUAUGAUUAUUAUGAUUUGUUGGUUAGUUUUUUGUUGAAAAAUAAACCAAUUAAUUUAAAAUUGAUUUCUCAGAAACACUGCGUCAAAUCUUUGGAUACUGCUCAAAAAAUCAAGAAUAUUCAAAAAUCAGUCGAAUUCCACAAAUUCAAAGAAUCCACAAAGCUUAUGAUUAUGACUAGAAUUUUGGAUUUUUAUUGA
Messenger RNA from Caenorhabditis angaria, 1055 nucleotides. The record is from the annotation of a GenBank genome assembly. Lineage: Eukaryota; Metazoa; Nematoda; Chromadorea; Rhabditida; Rhabditidae.